AUGGUCGCGGAUUCGAAAACGUGUGUGGGCGUACUGCUGGUGCUGCUGCUUUUAAUGGUGGAUUUGGAGAACUCUGUGGGUUCUACGGGCGUUAUGUUGGGAGACGAAAAUGCCAUGAAAAUUCCUUUGGUUUAUUCGAAGAAGAGUUGUGAUGGGUCGAUGGGGAACUGUUUGGGUGAUGAGGAAAAUAAGAGGAGGGUGAUAAGCUAUGAUGCGCUGGAAGGGGAUAGAGUGCCGUGCAGUAAGAUUGGUCAUUCUUAUUAUCACUGUGGGGAGUCUGGGCAGGCAAAUCCUUACAAGAGGUCAUGCACUAAGAUUACUCAUUGUGCAAGGGAUACUAACUGA
Messenger RNA from Cryptomeria japonica (Japanese cedar), 345 nucleotides. RefSeq names its product protein RALF-like 19. The transcript has a single exon. The record is from RefSeq and is a predicted model, not a curated record. The coding region runs from base 1 to 345 and encodes 114 amino acids. Lineage: Eukaryota; Viridiplantae; Streptophyta; Pinopsida; Cupressales; Cupressaceae.